UAUCCAUUAUGUUUUCCACCAAAGGUUUUUGUCAAGGACACCAUUGUUAUGCGUUGGUUUAAAAUCUUCUCCUGGCUUUCGCCGUUGAUCUUUGUGGCAGCAUAUGGAGUGGCGAGAUAUUUCCAUCCUGAAGAUAAUAAACAUUGCUGGAUGAAUGAUAGUUUUUUGCUAUGGAUAUUCUCGGUGCCGGUGUGCAUCUCCUUGGUUUCUAGUUUUUUUUUUCUGAUUAACGUCCUGCGCGUUAUUGUACGAAAAUUACACCCACAAUCAGCCCAACCGGCACCAUUGGCCAUACGCAAGGCUGUAAGGGCAACUAUUAUUUUGGUUCCUCUCUUUGGGUUACAACAUUUUCUAUUACCUUAUCGUCCGGAUUCAGGCACACCAUUGGAACGUUUCUAUCAACUGUUGUCUGUCAUUUUGGUUAGCCUACAAGGCUUUGUGGUGUCGUUCCUAUUCUGUUUUGCCAAUCAUGAUGUGACAUUUGCUGUGCGCAGUCUUUUGAAUCGUUUGAUGCCCAGCAUCGUCUCACCACCGCCACCCACCAGCAGCACAGGUCAAGUGGCUACAACAACUCCUAGUCGUGAAUUAGGUGUUUAA
Molecule: messenger RNA, 597 nt
Organism: Musca vetustissima
Lineage: Eukaryota; Metazoa; Arthropoda; Insecta; Diptera; Muscidae
Product: calcitonin receptor-like
Exons: 4
Biological process (GO): cell surface receptor signaling pathway; adenylate cyclase-modulating G protein-coupled receptor signaling pathway
Cellular component (GO): plasma membrane
Molecular function (GO): G protein-coupled peptide receptor activity
Source: RefSeq, a predicted model, not a curated record